AUGUCAGUUAGCUAUACCCUACGAGAUUUAGAGUCAUGCGUUUACGAAGAGGAGCGCGUACUGUCGACGGCUAUUGGUUCCAUUGCGGAAAGCAAUGCCUCCUUGGAGAAGCCUCAGCUGAUUGGGCAGUACAUGCUGUUCCAAGAUAAGGCAAGCGGCCGCAGGGAGCCAAUCUUUGCCGAGUCCAAGCUGAAGUACUCCUAUCUGCACUUGCCAUCAAAACUUGAACACGUCGCAUACGAUCUUAGCGCUGGCUACAAUAAAAACAUCAACUGGUCUUCUGCGGCCAACGUCAAACUGGACGAGUUCCUCCAGUGGAUCCUUCGGAACCGACACAAACUGCCGCAGAGCAGUAAUCCAGCGGAAAAACCACUAGGCACUGAUUUCGUCACAUGGCGAGGUGUUUUGACCAAAUUAAUGGUGUCUUCCUUUGUGAAGGACAAGUGGCUGGUUGGGGCCACCAUGUUCAAAGGCACCAUCUACCUGUGUCCAUAUUACGACACCGAGGAGAGCGUCAACGAUUACGGCAACUUGUUUAGCUAUGGUGGACACAGAUUCGAAAAUUACAUCACUCGCACGGAGCCCAAGAAGGUGCAGUGUGAUCAUUUUGAUGCGGCCACAAAGGAAGGGUAUUCCGUUGUUGUCAAAUCAAAAGUUCAGUCUUCAAGUGGAAAGAUUUCGCUGUUGUACGCCGCCGAAAUUGACUGUCUGGACACUGGAAAAACGCAACGGGAUGCCGCUGACAUGGAGAACUUUGUGGAGAUCAAGACCACCCGGAGGAUGCAUCACGAGAACCAGUACAGAAACUUUUGCAAGUUCAAGCUCAUAAAGUGGUGGGCUCAGUCGUAUUUAGUUGGCGUUCCAAAGAUAAUUUGUGGCUACAAAAACGACCGCCACAUUGUCGACAGUAUCGAAGAGAUGAACGUUCACCGGAUUCCCAGUCAAUGCAGUGAAUUCUGGUCCAGACGUCAGUGUAUGAAUUUUCUGCAGCAAUUCCUCUCCUUCGUACAGCAUAUCGUCACCGACGACGACCCUUAUCGAGUCUACCUCUUCUCAAAUGAAGUUCCAAAUAUGAUCUCCACCAGAAAACUACUCAACCGAAGUCACUUUCAGAUUUUACCCGAGUGGUAUAUCAGUGAGCUUACAAAGUGUACAACGAAGGAGUAA
Rhagoletis zephyria (snowberry fruit fly) is the source of this 1167-nucleotide messenger RNA. The record is from RefSeq and is a predicted model, not a curated record. Lineage: Eukaryota; Metazoa; Arthropoda; Insecta; Diptera; Tephritidae.